Molecule: messenger RNA, 1372 nt
Organism: Pterocles gutturalis (yellow-throated sandgrouse)
Lineage: Eukaryota; Metazoa; Chordata; Aves; Pterocliformes; Pteroclidae
Product: engulfment and cell motility protein 1
Exons: 14
Biological process (GO): actin filament organization; cell motility
Cellular component (GO): plasma membrane; guanyl-nucleotide exchange factor complex
Source: RefSeq, a predicted model, not a curated record
GUGUGAAUGAGAGAGACUCUCUGCAGUAUUUAGUGUCCAGUUGUGCUGGCUCCGAAGAACAGCAGCAUCGCAAUGCCCCCUCCUGCUGAUAUAGUGAAGGUGGCGAUCGAAUGGCCAGGUGCCUUCCCCAAGUUAAUGGAAAUAGAUCAAAAAAAGCCACUGUCCUCAAUAAUAAAAGAAGUCUGCGAUGGGUGGUCUCUUGCCAAUCACGAUCAAUUUGCACUGCAGCAUGCUGAUAGUUCUAAUUUCUACAUCACAGAGAAGAAUCGUAAUGAAAUAAAAAAUGGAGCGAUCCUUCGAUUAACAACAUCUCCAGCUCAAAAUGCACAGCAGCUCCAUGAGAGGAUCCAGUCUUCUAGUAUGGAUGCGAAGUUAGAAGCACUGAAGGACUUAGCCAACUACUCACGGGAUGUUACGUUUGCCCAAGAAUUUAUAAACCUAGAUGGCAUUUCCCUCCUAACGCAAAUGGUUGAAAGUGGCACAGAACGAUAUCAGAAAUUGCAGAAGAUAAUGAAGCCCUGCUUUGGAGAUAUGUUGUCCUUUACACUGACUGCAUUUGUUGAGCUGAUGGAUCAUGGGAUUGUAUCGUGGGAUACAUUCUCUGUGGCAUUCAUUAAAAAGAUAGCAAGCUAUGUCAACAAAUUUGCCUCUGACAUCUCCAUCUUGCAACGGUCACUAGCAAUCCUGGAAUCGAUGGUGCUCAACAGUCACGAUCUGUACCAGAAGGUGGCCCAGGAGAUCACAAUUGGGCAGCUAAUCCCACAUCUGCAGGGGACAGACCAAGAAAUCCAGACAUAUACCAUUGCAGUAAUAAAUGCACUUUUCCUUAAAGCACCGGAUGACAAGAGACAGGAAAUGGCAAACAUUUUGGCACAAAAGCAACUUCGCUCCAUCAUCUUAACUCAUGUUAUCAGGGCACAGAGGGCCAUCAAUAAUGAAAUGGCACACCAGCUUUAUGUUCUCCAAGUUCUUACCUUUAACCUUCUGGAAGACAGAAUGAUGACAAAAAUGGAUCCACAGGAUCAGGCUCAACGGGAUAUAAUUUUUGAACUCCGAAGAAUUGCGUUUGAUGCAGAAUCUGAACCUAACAACAGCAGCGGCAGCAUCGAGAAACGCAAAUCUAUGUAUACUCGAGACUAUAAGAAACUUGGAUUUAUUAACCACGUAAACCCAGCGAUGGAUUUUACGCAGACCCCUCCAGGAAUGCUAGCCCUCGACAACAUGCUGUACUUUGCUAAACAUCACCAGGAUGCUUAUAUACGGAUUGUCCUGGAGAACAGCAGUCGAGAAGACAAGCAUGAGUGCCCAUUUGGCCGGAGUAGCAUUGAGCUGACAAAGAUGCUGUGCGAAAUACUGAAAGUAGGAGAGCUAC